AUGAGGGCUCCGCUUCCUCUCGUGUUGGGUUUGGCGCUCGCUGCCGCCGCCGACAUGUUCCCUGCCAGCAUCAACAUAGGAGGACUUUUCCCGGCCGGCUCACACGAGCAAGAAGUAUUCCGCUUCGCCAUGGCGCAACGCAACGGCGACGUUCCCAAACUGUUGCCUCAGAUGGACGCUGUCGACACAGGCAGCAGCUUUGCCAUGACGUACGCUUUCUGCUCGCAGUUCGCCAAGGGCGUCCAUGCGGUGAUGGGCGUGUACGACCAGCGCACCGUCAACAUGGUGUCGUCCUUCUGCGCCUCGCUUCAUGUCAGCUUCGUCACACCGUCGCUUCCCGCGCCGGGCGAAAGCCCCUUCGUACUGCAGUUACGCCCCGGCCUGCGGGAGGCGCUCAUGUCACUGCUGGACAAGUUCGACUGGCAACGCUUCGUCUACAUGUACAGUGCAAAUGCGGGAGUGUCGGUCCUGAAGAAAGUUCUGGAGCGGGCGGCCGAGCGUGGCUGGCAGGUGACAUCCGUCAACUUGGACUCGCUGAGCGAGCCUGGCUUCAUCGCACUUCUGGCUGAUCUGGACUUCAAGAAGGAGUUCCAAGUUGUUCUGGACUGCGAGACUGAUCGACUCAAUGCAAUUCUGGCUCUGAUUGCGGCACAGAGAAGAAACCUGAAGAAUUAUCAUUACAUCCUCCUCAACCUGGGCUUUGUGGAGCUGAAUCUGACAGAGUUCCACGCGCUGUCGCCAAACGUGACGGGUUUCCAGCUGGUCAACUGGUCUGACCCUUCAGUGAUCAAGGUCCAGCGGGACUGGAUGAACUUUGACGCCAAAGACGGAAAAGUGGCGCGGCGCGGUCUGCGGUAUGCAGGUGCACUAACCUACGACAGUGUCAGCGUGGUGGCGGCGGCUUUCCGCAACCUCCGACGGCAGCGCAUCGACGUCUCCCGCCGUGGGAAUGCUGGCGAGUGCCUGGGGAACCCCCCCGCGCCCUGGGGUCAGGGCAUCGACAUACAGAGGGCGCUGCAGCAGGUGCGUCUGGACGGUCUGACGGGCCACGUUCAGUUUGACGAGCGAGGACAUCGGACCAACUUUACACUCGCCGUGAUGGAACUGAGCCGCACAGGACCCAGGAAGGUGGGUGUGUGGAGUGAGAGGAGGGGCUAUGUAAGCACAGCACGCUACAAGCCCUCCCUGGAGGAGUUCCACGGUCUCCUAAACCACACCUACAUCGUCACCACGAUCUUGGAAGCGCCCUAUAUGAUGUUGAAGAAGAACCAUGAGCAGCUGGUUGGAAACGACAAGUACGAAGGUUACUGCGCCGAGCUGGCCGCCGAGAUCGCCAAGCAUGUGGGCUUCGCCUACCGACUGGAGCUGGUGGGCGACGGCAAGUACGGCUCCCGAGACCCUGUCACCAAAAUGUGGAAUGGCAUGGUUGGGGAGCUGGUCUAUGGGAAGGCAGAUGUGGCCGUGGCGCCGCUGACUAUCACGCUGGUGCGUGAGCAGGUCAUCGACUUCACGAAACCGUUCAUGUCACUGGGCAUCUCUAUCAUGAUCAAGAAGCCCACCAAAUCCAAACCCGGGGUCUUUUCCUUUCUGGACCCACUGGCCUACGAGAUCUGGAUGUGCAUUGUCUUCGCUUACAUCGGCGUCAGCGUGGUGCUCUUCCUGGUGAGUCGAUUCAGUCCUUACGAGUGGAAGAAGAAGGAAGAGGAGGAGGAGGAAGAGGAAGAUGAAGCUCCACCCACGUCUUUCAAACAUUCUGCGGGACAUGCACUUCCCGCCGAGAAACAGAAGGACAAAGACAAAGAGAGUCCGGAACACACCAACGACUUUGGCAUUUUCAACUCUCUGUGGUUCUCCUUAGGAGCCUUCAUGCAGCAAGGAUGUGACAUCUCUCCCAGGUCCCUGUCGGGUCGCAUUGUUGGUGGCGUGUGGUGGUUCUUCACGCUGAUCAUCAUCUCCUCAUACACGGCCAACCUGGCGGCAUUCCUGACAGUGGAGCGCAUGGUAUCGCCCAUCGAGAGCGCUGAUGACUUGGCCAAGCAGAGCGAGAUCGCUUACGGCACACUAGAGGGCGGCUCCACCAAAGACUUCUUCAGGAGGUCCAAGAUCGCUGUGUUUGAGAAGAUGUGGUCAUACAUGCGCGGUGCUGACCCCUCUGUCUUCGUCAAAAGCACGGACGAGGGAGUGAGUCGUGUCCGCAAAUCCAAGGGCAAGUAUGCCUACCUUCUGGAGUCAUCCAUGAACGAGUACAUUGAGCAGCGUGCGCCCUGCGACACCAUCAAAGUGGGCGGCAACCUGGACUCUAAAGGCUACGGCGUGGCCACGCCCAAAGGCUCGCCGCUCAGAAUUCCCGUCAACCUGGCCGUGCUCAAGCUCAAUGAGCAGGCCAUCUUAGACAAGUUGAAGAACAAGUGGUGGUACGACAAAGGGCAAUGCGGACACAAGGACGCCGGCAGGAAGGACAAGACCAGCGCGCUGAGUCUGAGCAACGUGGCGGGAAUCUUCUACAUCCUGAUCGGAGGACUGGGCCUGGCCAUGAUGGUGGCUCUACUGGACUUUUGCUACAAGUCGCGCAUGGAGUCGCGCAGGAUGAAGGAGCUGAUAGACGCAGCUGUGCUGAGCAGCAGCUUGGGGGGCGUGGCUCUGGCAGGGGGAGGGGCCCUGGGCUUGGCGGGAGAGAAUGGCGGCAUGGCGGCAAGGGAACUUGCUCGAGCCAGCGCGCCCGGACUGGCCUGCAUGAGCAAGGCUGCCGGCUUGGGACUGGCAACUGACCUCAUGUGA
Nerophis lumbriciformis (worm pipefish) is the source of this 2778-nucleotide messenger RNA. Lineage: Eukaryota; Metazoa; Chordata; Actinopteri; Syngnathiformes; Syngnathidae. The record is from RefSeq and is a predicted model, not a curated record.